Messenger RNA from Talaromyces stipitatus ATCC 10500, 1171 nucleotides. RefSeq lists its product as uncharacterized. The coding region runs from base 149 to 1171 and encodes 340 amino acids. Lineage: Eukaryota; Fungi; Ascomycota; Eurotiomycetes; Eurotiales; Trichocomaceae. The transcript is spliced from 2 exons. The record is from RefSeq and is a predicted model, not a curated record.
AGAUCCAUUUUCAUCAUCCACCAGAUUCGAGAAUCAUCAUUAUUUGAUCUCAUCUCUUACCAUCUAUCGCUAUAUGUGAUUUUUAAUUCACAGUCUCUCUCUCCAGUAUAUACCAGUCAUCUAGUUUAUACACUAAGAUUCUCCUCCCAUGAUGGAGUUCCAUAAUCUGAUGUUUGAAAGACUUACCGAGUUUCCCGUUAUCGUUUGUCGUGAAUGUCGAUACGCUGUGUGGGCUAACCAGAUUGAAGGCCAUUUAAAGCAAGCGCAUCGCCAUAUAUUAAUGAGUGUGCGAAAGCAACUGGCCAAGGAGAUUUGUAGCUGGCCGGAUAUCGCGAUUGAGCCCAUUGAGUUAGAUAUUUCACCUACUCGAACCCAUGCAAUCCUGCAACUGAUUGGCCCAUUACGGCGACAUUGGCGGGAGCAGCAUGACUGGUGCCGGUCAUCCAAGUAUGGUCAUCCAACUAAGAAGGAGCAGAUUGCUAUCCGGCAGAAGCAGGAGCGAGUAUGUCAACCAGUGAAGUGCCAGCGAUUAUUUCCGCGAAAGAUGGGAUCCCAGUACUUUGCAAUUAUUGAUAACCAUGAUAGUACGGAUGAGGCUGAUUCUCCAUCAUUAUCCAACGCUGCAACAUUCUGGGAGCAAGCCAACGCUAAAUUUGCCGAGUUUGAGAAGAAGCUGGCGGAGAAGAUCGCCCAAGGACAUGUGGAUGAGGCCAACCCAUGGCUUCGUCGAACCGGAUGGUUGCUAUAUUUAAAACCGUUCACAUUUCAUAAAUUGCAGGCAUUAAUCGAGGCACCAGAGCCACCCAGUGAGGAUGAGAACCAGAGUGCCGCCAUCCCCGAUACCGAAACAGCGGAGAAACGUACCGCGUGGGCAGUAUGGAGUGCCAUGGGGGAAGUGGGACGACUCAGCCAGCUCUCCGUGUUGCACAUGGGCGUAUUUGUCCGCAUGGAAGCCAUUCGUUCCGAGAGAAAUCAGACGCGGUAUCAGCCACUGGAGGCAUAUCAGGAUGCCAACGCGGUGACGGAUCGAGUACGUCCGUGGCAGCAGAUCUUGAUGUUUUUUUGGCGAACGCAGCAGCAGUCUGAGUCCCAAGAGCGUCAAUCGCAAUAUCGCUUUACACGACGGCAGAAAGAGGCAUGGAAACGAUUGGUGCAGAUCGCACAAUCUUGA